GAAGCGGCUCCCACGCCGUGCGCCGCCAUGCCGGGGGACCACCGCCGCAUCCGCGGGCCGGAGGAGUCCCAGCCUCCGCAACUGUACGCGGCCGACGAGGACGAGGCGCCCGCCGCCCGCGACCCGACGCGGCUGCGGCCGGUGUACGCGCGCGCCGGGCUGCUGAGCCAGGCCAAAGGCUCGGCCUGCCUGGGCGGCGGCACCAAGGUGCUAUGCGCCGUGUCGGGCCCGCGCCAGGCCGAGGGCGGCCAGCGCAGCGGCGGUCCGGCCGGGACUGGAGGCGAAGCCCCGGCCGCGCUGCGCGGCCCCCUGAUCUGCGACUUCCGGCGCGCGCCCUUCUCGGGCCGCCGGCGCCGCGCGCCCCCGGGCGGCGGCGAGGAGCUCGAGCUGGCGCUGGCGCUGCUGCAGGCGCUGGAGCCCAUGGUGCGCCUGGGCCGAUACCCGCGUGCGCAGCUCGAGGUGUCCGCGCUGCUGCUCGCGCUCACGGCCGCCGCGCUCGCCCUGGCCGACGCGGGAGUGGAGAUGUACGACCUGGUCGUGGGCUGCGGCCUGAGCCUCGCUCCGGGACCCGCGCCCACCUGGCUGCUGGACCCCACGCGGCUCGAGGAGGAGCACGCCGCCGCUGGCCUCACCGUGGCGCUCAUGCCGGUGCUCAACCAGGUGGCCGGGGUGCUAGGCAGCGGGGAGGGCGGCCAGACUGAGAGCUGGGCCGAGGCCGUACGCCUGGGCCUCGAGGGCUGCCAACGUCUCUACCAGGUGCUGCAGCAGUGUCCGGUGCGGGCUGCCCGUCGGAGGGGCGCCGCCGCCCCUUCGUGAAUCAGAAGCCUGAGCUAUGGGACGCUGCCAUCGUUACCCUGGAUGAACUGACCGCAGGAGCCAAGAAGCUGAAGCACCUGGAGAGGAUAGAUGUGGGGAGCUGGCGGCACCACAUAUGAUGCAUGGGACAGCCUUUUGGGGGGAAGGGGUGGGCCACAACCCGGAGUGCUGUCCCAGAGCAUUUUUUGCUCA
Molecule: messenger RNA, 1008 nt
Organism: Dipodomys ordii (Ord's kangaroo rat)
Lineage: Eukaryota; Metazoa; Chordata; Mammalia; Rodentia; Heteromyidae
Gene: Exosc6
Product: exosome component 6
Biological process (GO): U4 snRNA 3'-end processing; nuclear mRNA surveillance; rRNA catabolic process
Cellular component (GO): cytoplasmic exosome (RNase complex); nucleolus; nuclear exosome (RNase complex)
Source: RefSeq, a predicted model, not a curated record